GAUUAAAUUUCGGCCAGAGAAUUUCUGCUUCCCGUUCGAAAAGCGCAUCCUUGUUUGUAUUCACCAAAAUAAGCGCUUAGUGAAGAAUUAUUAAAUACUUAUCAUGUUGUUGUUGCUAUAUUAAUGCUUCACUAAUUUGAUACCAAUAUCGCAUUAUUGAUAAUGCUACUGUUUUUUGGAAAGUCGAAACUAACAGGUGAUAAGAUCGGCUGCUUAAUUAUUUCAGAACCUUAGCCAAUACUACGUCAGGAUUGGCAGGAUUAUAUCUUCUAAUUGUUCUCAAAAGUUGGAGCUAAGAACAAGGCUUGGACUGCCUUUACAAAUGCCACUGUCCAAUGUGCCGCGUAUUACUGUUUCCUCCGCGAACCUGUCAUCUUCCUUCGCUCGACCUGAUGGGCAACUGUGUGGCCCGAGAUAUUCCUGAUCCCCAAACAGGCCUUACACCUAAUCACAUUAAUGCUGUUCGACAAAACUGGAAAUUGAUAGAAAAGCGGCUUCCAGAAUAUGGGCUCGAGCUGUUUGUUGCGUUUAUUACUAAACACCCCGAAUGGCUGCCGUUAUUCCCUUUUCUCAAACCAUCGGAUAUGGCACGACUCAGCCAGACACCGCGUCUUAAAGCUUUUGGGACGAUAGUUUUAAGAAAACUCGGUGAGCUCUUAAGUAUGCUGGAUAGCCCUCCAAAACUAAUAGGAGAGCUCUUGCGCCAAGGCGCGAAUCAUCGAUCCCGUGGUUUGGCCCCGGAAAACUUCCAAGCGCUCCAACAUGACCUCAACGAACUGUUUGUCAAAGUUUGCGGACCGGAAUUUGAUAUCGAAGCUUGGGAUGCCGUGCUCACCCUGAUUAUGACCGGUAUUGAAGAAGGACUCCGGCAAGCCAAGGACAAGGAUGCAAAAUACAUGUGAUAUGAUUAGGUCGUUGGCAAUUAUUCUGGAAUCGCAUGGGUACACACCACAACUGCAAAUAAUUAUGUUUCAGUUUUGCACUGUUAAGGUCACGGCUAGAAUGGUGCGUGAAGAUAUUUAUGGCAUUUACAUGACAAUAAAGGACAAAAAUUGGCUUUAAUUAC
This is a messenger RNA of Paramacrobiotus metropolitanus, 1066 nucleotides long. Its product is annotated as extracellular globin-1-like. The record is from RefSeq and is a predicted model, not a curated record. The transcript is spliced from 2 exons. Lineage: Eukaryota; Metazoa; Tardigrada; Eutardigrada; Parachela; Macrobiotidae. Gene Ontology annotation, molecular function: oxygen binding; heme binding. The coding region runs from base 336 to 902 and encodes 188 amino acids.